AGGCAUCCUAAUUUUAAAAACUCACGUUUUGUGUUUAAAAUCCUCUAAAUUUAAUUUUAUUUCUACCUCUUUAUCUGUUUUCUUACAUUUAAUUGAUGUUGUGGAAGCUGCUACUGACAGCAGCCAUGAUACAUUUCCAUAUUAAAAACCUUUUUUAAAAACGACUCUAUGAGCAACAUGCGAACAAAAUAAAAGACAAAACAACAACUUAAACGUGCUCGUAAAAUAACAGUAGAAUAAAAUAUUUCCCUGUAGAUGCACGACAAUAAUUCCACUGCUGUAACUAACUCUAAUAAAUCAGCUCUUCCAUCGGGACAUGAACCUGGUUCCUACUCGACCUGACUUCCCCAGUAAAUGACAGAGCAGCUCACUGAGCGUCCUGCAGGACAUCUGCUGUCUGCACAGAGCAGCGCUCAGCUCCUCACCGCACCACCGCCUUCACACACCGCACAUGACUGAAGCCAAGUUUUUACCACAGAGGAGGAGAAACUGGACAUUUUUAAAGGAUUUAAAGAUUCACUGCAUCUUUUAAAAUGUCUGGAGAAGCGAUUCUGUGGAGCUGUGACUGAGCACACUUUAUAAGGAGGGAUCUUGGCUCCUGCGGCCGUUUCCCCUGCAGGGCUGAGCUCUUUGGCUGGCUCGCCACUUCCUUAGCAGAGGGGCUGCUGGCAGGGGCAACAUCUGAGCAGGUACCACAAACAAACACGAAUGCAGACAUGAAAGUCACCGAAACAGGUCGGAAAUGUAAUUUAAACUCCUCAGGUGCAGGUUUAAGCUUUUAAUGCAUCUGUAAACACAAUAGAUGUUGACAGAAUUUAGAUUUAGAUUCAGAUAUUGUCUGUUUCUGAUAAUCUGUGUGAGGUUUUGGUCUGAAACAGGUUGAGGAUUCAUGUUACAGAGAGAAAACCAGGUUGACCUCUCGGCUUUGUUCCUAUUGUGCACCUACAACUCUAUCUGUACCUCGAUCUCUGUCUGAUUUACACAGGAGGACAUGCUUCUCUGCACACACUCGACCAAACACCUCAGCUUAUCACCUUAUUUCCAGCUGGAAAAAAAUCACACAGCUCAUAGUGGCUGCAGAGUUUGUGAACAUUAAUCACUGAGUGUUUGCAAACAGGUUUGUUUGUGUCUCUGUGCACAGGUCAUGAAGCCUCAGGAGACAGAGCUUGUCACUGAAAUCUCCAAGUUACAAUGCAUGGUCUCGGAGCUGAAGACGGGUUUUACCAGCGCUCUCCUGGAGCUCAGUCAGAUCCAGCACGGAGACACGUUCCUGAGGGAGGAGCUGGAGGAGAACAGGAGGAGCUGCCAGAAAAAAGCUCUUCGUCUGGAGGCUCUGGUCGAGUCUCUGAGGGAGGAACUCGGUGUGAUGCGGUGUCAGGUCCUGCAGCUGUACAGUAACAGACAGAGACCUCAGCAGGACGGAAAGAGCUCCACAUCAAAACAGAGAGAGAGCAGUGAAGCAGCGGAGGCGGCCGGAGGUGGACGGAGUCAGUGCGAGUGUUCGUCUGCUCCUCCGGCCUGUCUGUCCAGAGGGAAGCUGCUCCUCCACUGUUUCCUGCAGGGACUCAAAGCAGGACUGAGCGAAGGCACAGAUGCUCGACAUCAGGUGGCGAUGCAGCUUCUCCAUUCAGAGUGGGAGUACGUUUCAACCUUAAACCAGCUGUACGACAAAUACAAGACACCGCCUGCUCACCAGACGACUGUGGAGCCAUAUCAGACGUAUCUAAAAUUUGUGGAGCAGCUGCUGCAGCGACACCUCCUCUUCAGAAACACCCUGCAGGAGCGAUUAUCUGCUGAGCACUGGAAGUCUCUGGUUGGAGACAUCCUGGUGCAGCUGAUCGGCCAAAAUGACACAGCUUUUUCAGACAUGUACCUCGGAUACACGACCACUCUGGCGUCCUUCCUCUCGCUGGAGUUCAACAGACUGAAUCAUCCAGAGAAAGGACACAAGCUGCAGAGCGGGCAGAUGGAGAGAGAGGAAAUGAAACUGCUCUCCCUGCUGCUGGCACCUGUCUCUCGUAUACACAGCUACCUGAGUCAUAUUCAGAAUUUGUUGCAGUGGACGGGUAAAGAGCAUCCUGACUGCAGCCUCCUUCUGGGCACAGAGCGAGCGCUGAGGAGCAUCUUGUCUCGCUGUCAUGUGAUUCUGGAGGAAGACGUGCGAUGGGAGGAAGGAGAGGAAGGAGCAGGACAAAGCGGCUCCUCUGAUGCUGCAGCUGCUGGAUCCUCUGCAAACUGUUGCAUCAGAAGUCAACAGCCCAGAGAGUCUCAGAGGGGCAGGGAGGAGUCAAACUCUGCUGCUCAGAGGUGA
Molecule: messenger RNA, 2311 nt
Organism: Lates calcarifer (barramundi perch)
Lineage: Eukaryota; Metazoa; Chordata; Actinopteri; Centropomidae
Product: rho guanine nucleotide exchange factor 33
Exons: 11
Coding region: 1145-2311 (388 amino acids)
Molecular function (GO): guanyl-nucleotide exchange factor activity
Source: RefSeq, a predicted model, not a curated record